Knipowitschia caucasica is the source of this 681-nucleotide messenger RNA. Lineage: Eukaryota; Metazoa; Chordata; Actinopteri; Gobiiformes; Gobiidae. The record is from the annotation of a GenBank genome assembly.
AUGGCCACGGAGCCACACCCUUCCUGCCGCAACACCGCCCUACAGCUUCGCGCCAGCUCUCAGGGACAGACUCACGAGUUUGUGUCUGCUGUGCCCACAGUUAGCAUCGGCCCCUUUCGGCAUUUCCUGUACACACCGAUAACUCCCCACUCCUCCCCCCCCCGACUGCACCCUUUGGUUGUGCGCCCUAAUCCGGUCUGCAGGCUACCAGAGAACGGCCGACGCAACGACGCCAGACAGCCGCGCCAGCCUCUUCCCUUUGACAGCCACCACGCUCGUGAGUUUACACUCCUCAGGGCUUAUCCACGUCUCCCCGACGCCGACUUCCCCCCAUGCCACGAGUCCCCCUCGGUGGCCCCAACUCCCCGCCUGGCCUGCCAGCCUUGUCCCGCUGGUCACUCCACUCUGCUCUUUAUCCGCGCCCUGAUAUGUACAACUCCGUCUCGCUCCCUACCUGGGAACCGCCCGCCUGUUGGCCCCCAUCAGUCCGCUGCACACCCGAUCGCACCACCCUUUGCCCCUGAGUGGCCCACAACAGCCUUGUGCGAGGUUGGGUCUGACCCGCUUCGUACGCUAAGCCGCCUGCCGAGUCAAUCCUCAGUCCGCCGACACGUCUGUGCCAUCUGCGCAUCUGCUAUGCCAGCCCGCCCCCCUACGAAUCCGCUCGUCUCAUCUCUAUGA